AUGAGGUGUGAAGUGAAAAUGGGGAAGAUCCAGAUGGUUGGAUUGCUGCUGGCAGUGAUAGUGAUCAUUGCUUGUCUGUGGGAGAGCGUGGAUGGUGCAGACAGUUGUCAAGUUGGAGGCGCGACAGCCUGCAGUGAUGAGUGCAAGAAGCAGGGUUGUCAGAAGGGAGAAUGCCAAGGCGAGAAUGGCAGCCAAGCCUGCAAAUGCACCGAACUGAGGCUUUUGGAUCCAAAUUAA
Darwinula stevensoni is the source of this 237-nucleotide messenger RNA. Lineage: Eukaryota; Metazoa; Arthropoda; Ostracoda; Podocopida; Darwinulidae. The record is from the annotation of a GenBank genome assembly.